UCGGUAACAGGCAGGGCUUUGACGACGCUCAGAGUGUGACCGAGCACAAGUUGGAAGGGAGCGCUCUGAAAGUCGCUCCGGCCAAUCAAGACAAUAUCAGUGGAUAAUCACAAAACCCCAGCAUUCGUAGUAGUAGUAGUAGUAGUAGUAUAGUUGUAAAUAUGGCAAGCUCACCUGAGGACGACUUUAGCGACCUAAAAGAGAUAGGCAUUGAUGUGGUGGAAGCCAACGAAACUCUACUAGCGAGGAAAUUCGGCAAGUGCCUAAAGCACGUUCAGACAGUUGUAGCCAGCCUGGACAAUCGCACGCUGCUGAGGCUCUACGGCUUCUACAAGCAAAGCGUUGAAGGGCCUUGCAGCAUCCCCAAGCCCGGCUGGUACGACCUGAAGGGCCAGUCCAAGUGGCAGGCCUGGAAGAUGCUGGGCGAUCUGGACAAGGCCCAGGCAAUGGAGGGCUACAUUCAGCUCACUUUAGCCACCUGCCCGGAUUUUUCUUUGGAUGGCACUUCCAGCAAGGCCCCAAGCUGGGUGGCCGUUUCAGCUCCAAUUCCCGAGGCGAAUUCUUCAGCAGCCACCAUAAGCGACCACAUCCGGAGCGGCGACUUGGACCAAGUAGCAGCCUACCUGAAGCACAAUCCCUCCAACAUAAACCGAUUGGACAGCAAUGGUUUAGGCCUCAUCCACUAUGCAGCGGAUAUUGGGGAUUCACGGAUCUUGGAACUGCUGCUCAAAGGCGGCUGCCAGGUGAAUUUGCAGGUACGUCUAGAGUUUCUCCGUAAAUUUUUAUUUACGGGGGAAUACUUUAGGACUCCGAAGGGCAAACGGCGUUGCACUACGCAUCCAGCUGUGGAAAUCUCGGCUGUGUGCAACUGCUGUUGGACUACAAGGUCGACUGUUCUGUUAGGGAUAGCGAAGGGAGUUUGGCUGUGGACUUGGCUGAAAACGACCGCAUUAGGCACUUACUAGAGUAGAAAUGCCAUAUUGUUUAUUAUCAAUAGAACGCUAGAUAUUGUGGAAA
Messenger RNA from Dendroctonus ponderosae (mountain pine beetle), 1017 nucleotides. Its product is annotated as acyl-CoA-binding domain-containing protein 6-like. Bases 162 to 965 code for a protein of 267 amino acids. The record is from RefSeq and is a predicted model, not a curated record. NCBI's taxonomy places the organism in Eukaryota, Metazoa, Arthropoda, Insecta, Coleoptera, Curculionidae. Gene Ontology annotation, biological process: fatty acid metabolic process. Gene Ontology annotation, molecular function: protein binding; fatty-acyl-CoA binding. The transcript is spliced from 2 exons.